Dicentrarchus labrax (European seabass) is the source of this 5391-nucleotide messenger RNA. It is a transcript of the gene inpp4aa, whose product is annotated as inositol polyphosphate-4-phosphatase type I Aa. The transcript has 24 exons. The coding region runs from base 308 to 3202 and encodes 964 amino acids. Gene Ontology annotation, cellular component: cytoplasm. The record is from RefSeq and is a predicted model, not a curated record. Gene Ontology annotation, molecular function: phosphatidylinositol-3,4-bisphosphate 4-phosphatase activity. Lineage: Eukaryota; Metazoa; Chordata; Actinopteri; Moronidae.
CCAGUGGGGCUAUUACGUCUCGAUGUGUCAGAGGGAGUCAGGGCGAGUCUUGACUGCAGACAUCGUCGAGUAUGCAACCAGGAUGCGCAUCAAUAUGAAAAGAAACCUUCGCAUUUCUCUGAACGUUUUAUCAUUGAGAAACGUGUGACUGCUCAGAUCAGCACACAAGGGAAACCAGCGUACACACACACAUCUCAAAGAACUGUCGUGACACACGAGUGUUGGAUUUUGAGUCUGCGUCGUCAUCGUUCUGCUCUUCAGCCCUUCUUAUUCUCAAAUCCGUCCUCAACCCCGACGUGAACCCACCAUGUCCGGGAAGGAGCGCAGCCCCCGCCAUCGGCCAUGGUCUGUCUACCGGGCCAACACGUUUGAUCUCUCAGCUGAGAUGAUGGGGCUGGCUCUGUCAGGCAACAGUCAGGAUCCAGACGAGCCUGUGCUGGAGUUCAGCGUGGCCUGCAGUGAGCUGGUCACUCCCUCUCUGGACCGCAAGCCAACCAGCUUCGUCGCCAUCAGCUGCACCACUCCGCCCCAGGCCUUCUGGACCAAGCACGCUCAAACUGAAAUCAUAGAGGGCACCAGUAACCCAAUCUUCCUGAGCAGUGUAGCAUUCUUUCAGGACUCUCUGAUCACUCAGCAGACUCAGGUCAAGCUCUCUGUCUACGAUGUAAAGGACCGCUCGCAGGGCACUAUGUACAUGCUUGGUUCGUCCAUGUUUUCUGUGAAAGAGCUGCUGCAGGACAAACACCACAGACUGCACCUGACUCUCAGGUCAGCGGAGAAUGAGCGUGUGGGGAACAUCACCGUCAUCGCCUGGCAGAUAGAGGAAAAGCGCGAGCAGAGAGCUCCCGUUGCAAGACUUCAGAGAGGAGACACUGUUAAUGGAAGGAUGGUUCUCCCUGUUGAUGAGAGCCUGACUGAAUCCAUGGGCAUUAAAUCCAGAUCUUCAUCUCUGUGUAAAGACCCACUGCUAAAGGCUGUGUUUGGGGGCGUCAUGUCGCGAACAUACCGGUUCCCCACCACAGACGGCAACCACCUUCGGACCCUGGAGCAGAUGGCGGAGAGUGCGCUGUCUCUGCACAUCCCUCGACAGUUUGUCAAACUGCUGUUGGAGGAAGAUGCUGUCAGGGUGUGUGAGCUGGAAGAACUGGGCGAGCUGUCUCCAUGUUGGGAGAACCUGAGGAGGCAGAUCAUCACUCAGUAUCAGACCAUCAUCCUCACCUACCAGGAGACCAUAAGUGACCUGCAUGAAUACAAAGGUCCAUCAUUUAAGUCAAGUACCUUGAAAGCUGAGAGGAAGUUGGAGUUUAUUCCUACUAACCUGCACAUCCAGAGGAUGAGAGUACAGGGAGAGUCUGGCUAUGACCGGACAUAUGAUGUCGUGACUAUUGGUGCUCCUGCUGCACACCAUCAAGGCUUUAAAGGCUGCGGCCUCCGAAAACUGCUGCAAAAGCUUGAAGAAGCCAGGAAACACACUUAUGGGGAGGAAAGCUCUGCUGGCUCUGGCUCCAAAGGAAUGGCGUACCAGCCUCAGGAUGUUGUGAAAGCGAAGGAGCUGAUUGCUCAGAUUAACACUCUGAAGACACAAGUGUGUUACUACACUGAACGUCUGUCUCGAGCCGCCAAAGACCGCUCAGCCAACGCUCUGGAGAGAACCCUGGCCAUCCUAACAGAGAAGACUCGGCAGUUGGUGACUGUGUGCGACUCCAAGUUGCUGUCCUCAGCCAUCCUCGCUCUGGCAGCUGCCCGCCCAGAGUUCACUCAGCAAGGCAGCCCAUCCCCAUCCUCCUCCUCUCUCUCCCCCUCCUCUUGUUCCCCAUCACGCUCCCCCUCCCGCCACCCGACCUCCCCAUCUCGUGCUGCCACCUCGCCUUCUCGCCAUGCAACUCCUCCGGAGGGCAGCGAAGGGAGUAAAAACAAGCGCACCUCCUUUCAGGCAGAUCUGCACGAGGAUGAGUGGGAGAAGGUUUGGCUAAAUGUUGAUAAGAGCCUGGAGUGUGUGAUCCAGAGGGUGGACAGGCUGCUGCAGAAAGACAAACUCCAGAGCGACAGUAGCUCUGAGGAUGUAUUCCUGCUUGCCACUGAGGAGCCGAGUAAUGCUAAGAAAGAUAGCAGCCCAGAGGUAGACAAGACGUCCCCAGGUGAGUGGAGCGACGCUCUGUACCCUCUCCUCACCACGCUGACUGACUGUGCGUCUCUAAUGAGCGACAAAGCCAAGAAGGCCAUGGUGUUUCUGCUGAUGCAGGACAGCGCCCCCACCAUCGCCAUGAGCCUCACCCUGCAGUACCGCCGCGACGUUGUCUUCUGCCAGACGCUGACGGCGCUGAUCUGCGGCUUCGUUAUAAAGCUGAGGAACUCUCUCUGUGACUCAGGCUUCCUCAGGCAGCUACACACCAUCGGCUUACUGGUGCAGUAUGAGGGCCUGCUCAGCACCUACGGUGAGGAGUUGGCCAUGCUGGAGGACAUGAGUGUUGGAGUGAUGGACCUGAGAAAUGUUACCUUUAAAGUUACCCAGGCAACUUCAGGUUUCGCCCCGGACAUGCUGCCGGUGAUCACAGGAAACAGGAACGGCUUCAACGUCAGGGUUCCUAUGCCCGGGGUGAUGUUCGAUACGUUGCCACGAGAGAUCCAGAACGGGAUGCUGCUGCGUGUGCAGCCCGUCCUGUUCAACGUGGGGAUCAACGAACAGCAGACGCUGGCUGAGAAGUUUGGAGACACGUCACUACAAGAGGUGAUCAACAUGGAGAGCAUGACACGCCUCAGUUCAUACUACGACCAGUUUAAAGAAGUCCUGCCAGAAGACUGCCUGCCUCGCUCGCGCAGUACCACCAGUCUGCCCGAGCUGCUUAAACUGCUGAGCCAGAAUGUGAAUGCCAAGAAAAGCAAGAACGUGGAGAUUUUGUGGCAAGCAGCUGAGGCAUGUCGCCGCCUGAACGGAGUGCGUUUCACCAGCUGUAAGAGCGCCAAGGACCGCACAGCCAUGUCUCUGACCCUGGAGCAGUGUCAGAUCCUGCAGCAGGAGCACGCCCUCGCCCCACAGGUCUUCUACCAGGCCUUGGACUGUAUGCGCAGUGAGGGCUGCAGGAGAGAGAACACCAUGAAGAAUGUGGGAUGUCGUAAAUACGCCUUUAACUCUCUCCAGCUCAAGGCCUUCCCCAAACAGUAUCGCCCUCCAGAGGGGACAUAUGGGAAGGUUGAGACCUAAGCGGACUCCUCUUACUGGAGGAAACCAAAAGACUGAAGGGGAUAAUGAUGAUAGCACCACACAAAGAAAAAUACCAACACAAACUGGAACAACAGCCCUUUGUUUUGUGCUUAGUCACUGUUAAGAUGAUAAAUGUCCAAGUGCCAGUGCUACUCUAGUUUGUUUUAUAGAAGUUCCCCCUCUCCUUUAGCGUUACUAGAAUCCCACACUUUUCACGGCCACGUCACAGCCAAAAACAUUAAAGAUAUUGCUUUCUGUCUUACAUCGUAGCCAGGGCCCAGAAAACACUGUUGUACCAGUUGUAGCAUCAGGAAGUGUACAACUGAGUUAUUUAACUUGUGUCCCUAGAAAUAAGAUGUGUGCAAAAGUCUCUAGAAAGAUGAUGUGGGACACAUAUUUAUCGUUGUCAUUUUGUGCUUUUAUUUUAUCAGUUCAUCCGUUAAAAGUUAAGGCUGUCAACGUUUACUGUUUACUGUCAACAAAUUCCUUACAAAGACCAAAAACAACAACAAAUGAAUCCUACUAACAAGUAUUGUCUGUGUAGCCAAAACCUUUUGUGUCGUAUUCUGAUCAUAAAGCUAGAAACACAUCAGUGAGCCACACUGUUGCACUGGCUGACAUGUUCCUUCAUUACGGUGAACAUAGGCCCUUUUGUUUUGUUUGUUUGUUUGUUUAUUUGGAGUCAAGUCAACGUACACUGCCCUGCAACAGUAAAACUCACUAUUAAUCAGCCCCUGAAAAUAGUCCCCAAGAAAACGCACUAUUUACCCCUGUUUAAGUUAUAGUUGUCAUAAACUACAGCUGUUUUAGGAGCCCUUUAAAAAAAAUAUAUUUAAAAUAUUUUAAAGAUAUGUGUUCAGGAGGAACAAAUGUGCUUGGGGCUGACAGGGUAGGAAAAUCUGAAAAUGUUGAGAAACAGGCUAACACGUGUUUUUCGGUCUUUUCUUGGGAUUUGUUGACAAUAAGAAAAACUAAUAAUAAUGCAACCUUAUCCUUUAAGGCUACACUAGGCAAAAUAUUACUUACUGAUUUUUUUGUCGAGUCUGGUCAGUUUUCCUAAAAGAGAUCACAAAUUUAACCUAAUGGUAACAGCAGCAAGUGUUUGAUUGUGCUGUUGGAGAUUACAUAAUGUGAAAAGAUUUCCUAAAAAAUGUUCCUUGAAAAUAUGUUUUUAAGAAUAUUACUGUAUAUGUCGCUGCCAUUUGGAGCCGCCUACAUGUGAAGUUGCCUGGUGUAGCUCUGAUUAGACGAUCAGGUUUGUCAAAGUCUUUGGCUGUUAACAUAUUUCUCUGGACCUAAACUGCACUGCAGAAUAACAGCUGUUAAAGUCAAAGCACUUACUUUGUUUAUUUCUGUGCUUUGAGCCUGUUGUCUUGUUCCCUCCCACUGUCUCUCCUUCUUCAAUCACAUCAAUAUACAACAACAUCUCACUCUCUACAACAAGCACAGGUCUUUAAAAAGUACAUAUCUGGCAUUUGUAUUACAGUGAUGUCUCAUCUAAUGUGAUUUCUGUUGUUCUUCAGUGGUUCACAAACCGUGGACUUCAGAAGUGAUGCAUCACAUUAUUCUAUAACUCCAACACAUGUACAGAUGUUUAAGACAUUUCUGCAGGUUAUAUGCAGCACUAUAGUGGUUCGAUCUAACCCUUCAGACGUGGGUUUUUAUUUAUGAAAAGCGUGUGUUCUCAGUUUUACAGCACUCAGUUGAAUUAUGCAGAACUUUGUGAUCAAAAUUGCAUUAAAACUUGAUUCAUUUAACCUGCAUGAAGAAAACCCCACUGCUUUACACUGUUGCAAUUAUAUAUUGAUGCAAUUGAGAGUAACCAUGAGCACUUGACAGAUGUUUUCUAGCCAGAAGUGAAAUAAUGCAUAUUGCAUUAUUCUGCUGACCAUCAACAACACCUCUUCUGUUGUCAGUUUACCAGCUCCAAUGUACCUUAUUGUACAAAACUUACAGAGACAGUGGAUUUUAUUUUGAAAAUGUUAUUUUGCUUACAGGUAUUUAUGUUGAUAUGGCUGUUGUUGCCAAAUGCUGUUAUAGUUUUAUCCAUUGUUAUUGAGUAAGUUAUGACCUCGUUCUGAUCAGUUGUACAUGCACACAGGUUGGACAGGGGAGUUUUGGAGAUGCCUGCACCCCCACAGAGGUAUGACAUGGACCUGGAUAAUGAAUAAAGGCUGGUCAAUGCCAAA